This is a messenger RNA of Dreissena polymorpha, 2885 nucleotides long. RefSeq names its product cyclin-C-like. Gene Ontology annotation, biological process: positive regulation of transcription by RNA polymerase II. Gene Ontology annotation, molecular function: cyclin-dependent protein serine/threonine kinase regulator activity. Gene Ontology annotation, cellular component: nucleus; mediator complex. The record is from RefSeq and is a predicted model, not a curated record. The transcript is spliced from 10 exons. Bases 66 to 911 code for a protein of 281 amino acids. NCBI's taxonomy places the organism in Eukaryota, Metazoa, Mollusca, Bivalvia, Myida, Dreissenidae.
AAUUGAUGAGGUGCAGUUUAUAUCAACACCGUUUAAUAAGAAAGUAAAAUAGACUGCCGUUUAUUAUGGCAGGAAACUUCUGGCAAAGUUCACAUUAUCAGCAAUGGCUGCUGGACAAACAGGAUCUAGCAAGAGAGAGGCAAGCAGAUCUGAAAGUGAUGAGUGAGGAUGAAUAUGAAAAAUGCAUGAUCUUCUUUGCCAAUUUUAUACAAGCACUUGGAGAGCAGUCAAAAGUACGACAGCAAGUAAUUGCUACAGCGACAGUCUACUUCAAGAGAUUUUAUGCAAGAAACUCACUGAAAUGCAUUGACCCCUGGCUAAUGGCCCCAACAUGUAUUUUUCUUGCAUCAAAAGUGGAGGAGUUUGGCUUGAUAUCUAACAGUAGGCUCAUCACAACCUGUCAGACAGUUGUGAAGAACAAGUUUUCCCAUGCAUAUCCCCAGGAAUACCCAUACAGAAGUAACAAUGUGUUAGAGUGUGAAUUCUACUUGCUGGAAAUGAUGGACUGUUGCCUGGUUGUGUUCCACCCAUAUCGUCCACUGGUGCAGUAUGUAUCGGACAUAAGCUCUACAGAUGACAGCAUUCUGCCAUUGGCCUGGCGUAUUGUGAAUGACUCCCUGCGGACAGACGUGUGUUUAUUGUAUCCACCGUACCUUAUUGCAUUAUCUGCACUGCACAUAGCGUGUGUCAUACAACAGAAAGACUUAAAGCAGUGGUUCGCAGAGUUAUCGGUGGACAUGGAUAAAAUCCUAGAAAUCACACGCCAGAUUCUCCAUCUCUAUGAUCUGUGGAAAAACUAUGACGAGAAAAAGGAGAUUGCUGCAGUCUUACAUAAUAUGCCACGCCCCAAAACAAGCCCAUCACCACCUCCACAGUCGUCAAGUCAGGACAACCAGCAACAACAGCAGUGACUGGGCAAAUAACUUAUAAGGAACAAUUCACACGCACACUUGGAAAACUUGGCUUAAUGCAUGUGCGUUAAGUGUCAUCCCAGAUUAGCCUGUGCAGUGCCCAGUGUGUGCAGUGUUGGACAGAUCAUUUGUGACGUUUUAUACCAAUUAUUGAAUGUGAUUGUUUUUAUAAUGAGAUAAUGACAUAUCAGUAUGUUGCCUAUAUGUUAAGCAGCCAUUGGUAGGCUUUUUGAUGCGUAAAAAUGUGUUCCUUUUUGCCUUAUAAUUGUAAUUCAGAUCCAUAUAUUUUGGUGUUAGUUUAAACCUUUUUAUUCUAUAGCAUCGAAAGAGUUAGGCUUAAUGAUACGCUAUUGAGUCCGUUUCCUGGGCCCAGAACCAGUACUUGGUGUCUUUUUGAGAAGAUCUGAAGAACGCUCACGAAUGGGGAUCGAACCCGUAACCUCCCGGUUGCUUGACGGACACCAUAUCCACAACGCCACAUUGACCUCUUUACAUUUUAAUUAUAUAAUUGUCAACAGUAUCUCGAUGUAAAAUAUGGCUUCAAACGAAUUUACGACAUACAUUUUAAGAUCUACAUUUAAUUUAAGUGUCCUAAAAAGGUAAUGUGGAGAGGUCAGAUUUUUCCUUCACAUGUCAUGUCCUUUAUAAUUGUAUUCAAGGAUUGUGUUUUGACGCCCCAGCAUCUAUAGAUGCCAGGAAGCAUAUAGCCCUUGGCCUGUUCAUUGGUUGUUCUGUUCGUCCUGCCAUCAAUCAGGUAAAUCAAAAAUGUUUUGCAAGUAUUUCUUCCAUCAAAACUUUUAUACUUGCCUUGAUGAUGUCUUGGGACACUAUCAACAUACCCACAUCAACUGAUCUCAUUCUGACCUUUACAUUGACCUUUUGGACUUUGGACUAAUUCAGAAGGUCAAAAUUUUUGGUUUACCUAAAAUGAAGUCUUGUGUCGAAUUUAAAUACUGCUGGCUACAAGGUGAUGAUACUUAACCCUUUACCACUUAGAUACGUAUUUUGAUGUGUUUGUAGUCCCUUAGAAACUUAAAUUUAAUUAAAGAUCUUUCAAACUAGAUAAACAUUUUAAAGGCCUCAUUUCCAACUCUUAGAUAUUGAUGAGCAGCAAACAGCAUAAAACUUGAAUAGACUGCGAGUUACUCGCAGGCUGUUCUGGUUUUAUGCUGUUAGCACAUAGCAAUGUUCACUUUACAUCUGAGUGUGUUAAGUGGUUGUUAUCUAUGACUUGUUUGAGUUUCUUCCAACAUCAAUAAUGCUGCCUGCAAUGCGUUCAUACUUUUAUGUAUGAUGUCUUUGAGCACCAUUAACACUAUCACAUCGCCUUUCCUCAUUUUGACCUUGUCAUGGACCUACUUUUGGACUAAGACAUAUUCAAAUGGGUCAAUAAAUAUAUACUGACCUGGUUUAUUUUUGCGUUUGCGUUUAUUAAAAGCAGCGUUUUGUUUACUUUUGUAUUUGUAUCAUAUGAUAAGUUUUAUACAAAGGUGUUUUUAUGCCCCCGGUAGGGUGGCAUAUAGCAAUAGAACUGUCCUUUAGUCUGUCCGUCAGUCAGUCUGUCCGUCCAAAAACUUUAACAGAAAAAUUUAACAUUGGCCAUAACUUUUGCAAUAUUGAAGAUAGCAAUUUGAUAUUUUGCAUGCAUGUGUAUCUCAUGGAGCUGCACAUUUUUGAGUGGUGAAAGGUCAAGGUCAUCCUUCAAUGUCAGAGGUAAAAAAACAAACAAAUCCAAGGGAAGUAACAAGCUUUAAAGGGAGAUAAUUUAUAUUUAUCAUUUGGCAGGUACAGGUCAUUUUUACAAGGGAAGUAAUAUUUUUAAAGGGAUAUAAUAAAAAAAAUUAUAUCAAAGCGGCGCAGUAGGGGGCAUUGUGUUUCUGACAAACACAUCUCUUGUUUUGAAUAAUAAUUAUUCUGAUUGAGGAUCAUUAAAUGAUCACAGCAGUAAACAAUUGAAUAAAUGUGUACAUUUUU